Messenger RNA from Glarea lozoyensis ATCC 20868, 699 nucleotides. RefSeq lists its product as uncharacterized. Lineage: Eukaryota; Fungi; Ascomycota; Leotiomycetes; Helotiales; Helotiaceae. The coding region runs from base 1 to 699 and encodes 232 amino acids. The record is from RefSeq and is a predicted model, not a curated record. The transcript is spliced from 3 exons.
AUGCCGCUAGGAAACCCCGGAUACCACUCCAACGCAGACACCACCAUCGUAGAUCUCGUAGCCGCCGUCCUGAUCAGCGGCGACCCCUACGGGCAAUCCGACAUGAGGAGAUUGAACGGGCAUAAUAGUCCACUAGGGGAUCGCUACAUGGACGACGCAGUGAGGCUAGAUGACAUCCGACGCAUCAACUUGAUCGCCCAAAUAGCAAAUAACGCAGUUACACCACGCAUGCAAUAUGCCGAGGUCCAUCCUAAGUUAAGCACCAUCGAUGGUCGCUACCCACGUGAGUUCGACACGCCGCAUCGCAUUGAAUCGUUUCUAGCUGCUGAUAAUCAAACACUCGACCGUAUCCUCGCAGCCUACAACCUCCCACUCAACCCCUCCCUCUCUAACUCGAAUGCCAAUGGCCUAGGUACCUCGCUCCUUGCCCCGCGCUCGCUUAACUCGGAUCGUGUGAGAGACGCGAAGUUGAUCACGUUGUUGCAGUAUUUGGGUGUGGAUGUUGAGGGGAGUGGGAGUGGGAAUGGACGGCUUGGCGGCGGGAGUGGAUUGGGGGGAGGUGGGUUAGGUGGAGGGACGCAGGGGCUUCUGGCGCAGUUGGGAAGGGCGCUGGGGAAUGGAGGGGGUGGGAAUGGGGGGAGGGGACUUGGGGGGUUGGGGAGUGGGAGUGGUGGUGGUGGGUUGGGGAAUACUGGGUAG